Populus euphratica (Euphrates poplar) is the source of this 1186-nucleotide messenger RNA. RefSeq lists its product as uncharacterized. The transcript is spliced from 2 exons. The coding region runs from base 23 to 895 and encodes 290 amino acids. The record is from RefSeq and is a predicted model, not a curated record. Lineage: Eukaryota; Viridiplantae; Streptophyta; Magnoliopsida; Malpighiales; Salicaceae.
AGAGUAUUUGUCGUUAGCAAACAUGGAGGAUCAGAGGACAGAUUGUUCCAGCAUUAUUUCUGAUAUGGGCGCAAAGGGUCUCGCUUGCCAUUUUCAGUUUGAAGAAGGGUCGUCUCAGUUUGUUUUUCUAGACAUUGACAAAGAAACAGGAGGCGCCAGUAUCAACAACUCCCUUAGUUUCUCCACCAGCACUUAUCUGCAUUUUAUCUCUUCAUCUAACGGUUUGCUUUUAUUGUCUAGUUUUGGGGAGAAUCAGCUCAACUAUCAUGUAUUCAAUCCCUUUACCAGGCUGUCUGUGACUCUUCCACCGCAUGGUAUUACCGGGCAAGUCAUCAGGUCAGGUCUCGCUUUUGAUGGAAAACAGUAUCAGGUUGUGCUUGUACAUGCUUUCAAAGAUGAAGAGAAUGGCUUGGGCCCGGAUGUUAUUGAACUGGAAAUCUUCUCUUCCGAAACUGGGGCUUGGAGAAAGCAACCCUUCAGAUUGUCUUUGAAUGUUGAAGUACCUGUCUGUGACUUUCCUCAGUUGAACGCAACCCCACUUUUUUCCAAUGGAGCUAUUCAUUGGGAAAUAAGUGGACGGUUGCUUGUUUAUCAUGUUAAAGAUGAUUACUGUGAAGUAAUUGAACUGCCAAAUGUUUUUGAAGAUUGGUCCUGGCAAUCAACAAUGACUUACAGGCGAUGCUUGUGGGAAUCUGAGGGGAGAGUACACUACACUUACACUGAUUUUGAUGGGGUUCAUACCUGGAACCUCCUCAAGGAAUAUGAGCAUGAUGUUUACUUGCACAAUAAUGUCUAUGACAGCGAAAAAUUCAGUGGGAGCCUCACAACAUAUCUCCUUUUGCUUAUGUUGAAGAUUCCGAGACCAUGUACUUGCAGCUUCCAGGAAUUGUUGUAGCAUACAAUACCAAAAAUCGAGUUUUGCAGAAAGUAUGCAGGUACAAAUUUCCAGGCAUCGAUUUCAAUUGCUGUUUUUUCUUCCCCUUCAUCCACAGCAACGAGUGCCACCAGAGAAAUGCAAGUAAAUCACUACAAGCUAGAGAAGUGGUUGAUUUACCUAUAGAAAAAGAGGUGAAUUCGUUUUCGUUUUAAGUGGAGUUUUAUUGUACUAGCAUUCCGCUUCUCGUAUAGCUUCUUGCAUCUUAAAUUCAAUUUGAUUUCCAGCUAAUUGUAUCUGGUCUUAGCUCUA